Messenger RNA from Schistocerca serialis cubense, 4380 nucleotides. Its product is annotated as zinc finger protein 665-like. The coding region runs from base 296 to 2530 and encodes 744 amino acids. The transcript has 8 exons. Gene Ontology annotation, molecular function: DNA-binding transcription activator activity, RNA polymerase II-specific; RNA polymerase II cis-regulatory region sequence-specific DNA binding. NCBI's taxonomy places the organism in Eukaryota, Metazoa, Arthropoda, Insecta, Orthoptera, Acrididae. Gene Ontology annotation, biological process: regulation of transcription by RNA polymerase II. Gene Ontology annotation, cellular component: nucleus. The record is from RefSeq and is a predicted model, not a curated record.
CAGGUAAUUUAUAAGCGUUUAUAAACUGCAAACAAGAACAGUAAGUGAAGAAAUGUGUUUCGGAAGUCAAUUAACAUGGUUAUGUUCGUAACAACUAAAUACCUGAGUUGUUAGUGCUUGUUUUUGGCCUGACCGUUAAAAUCGCUACGUGUAUCUUCGUAAAAGAAACGGCUGAGUGUGUGACGUGCUGUCAGGAGCAGUUUGUCUACGAAGUCAUCUCCUCAUAUACUUCGUGGCUAACGAGAAAAGGCGGACAGUGAAAUUCAAAGGUUGUCCAUACUGUAGAACUGAAGCGAUGGACCAGGAGCCAACUAAGUGGAUAAAAAAAGAUGAAACUGAUGAAGUACAAACUGAGUUACACUUCAUAGGCCAAGAUUAUCCAUGCAGCAUGAAUGUAAAAGAAGAGUUGGAGGAGGGUGUGAAUAAAGAGUUUUUUGAAGACCCAUUAAAGGCUGGCGACCCUAGUGUUUGCGUAAAGCAAGACCCCGAACUGAAACACCAUGCUGCUGGAUCUGAGCAUAAUUCUGUUGAAGAUCCAUUGGGAAUAUCUUUGUCCACUGAUUUUAUUAAGGAGGAUCCUGAAUUAAAUAUAACUGAGAAUACUGUGGAAACCUCAAUAAGAUGUGCAUCUGAUAGUGCAAGAUUUACUCAGACUACUGGUGGGAGGUGCAGCAUAUCAUGUGAAGAACCUUGUCACCAUAGACUGGUCCAGGAUGAGUUGGUGAUAGACAUGGAGAAGUCAACACAUGGGUUCAGUACCAAUACAGAAGAUCUGACUAUUGAUAAGGAAUGCUCAGUUGCCACCCAAUAUGACUGUAGUACGAGGGAAAAGGAAUUACAUGUAUAUAGCUGUAAUUUCUGCCAACAGAGCUUUUCUUCAAAAUACAGACUCAUAAUGCAUGUGUUUACGCACAUUGGUGGAACGCAACCACCUUCGUAUGUUUGUAAGUGGUGUGGUGAGGUAUUUCACAGUAAUGUUGGCUUGAAAAAGCAUAUGAGAAUGAGUGAGAAUUGUCGAGUUUUAACUGCAGACAGUCAUGAAAAAUAUGGACAUAGUGAUGAGCAUCAAACCACUACCUCGUUGGAUAGCAAGGCACAAGUUUCUGUCACAGAACACAAUGACCAGUCUUCAUGUAAGGAAACUUGGAAAGAUUCAAAGAAGCCCUCUAAUGACAUAUGUAACACACAUAUGACAAAUGAUAGAGAGAAAACAAGUUAUUAUGGAACUUUGUCUAUAGCUGUUAAUGUCAGUGCCCAGGCUGAUCUACUUACUGCAAACAGAACUCACAGAUGUGGUAUUUGUGGUAAAUUGUUUGCUAGGUCUGGUGAUUUCAACAGACAUGUUUCCAUUCAUACUGGGAAAAGACUUCACAAAUGUGAUAUUUGUGAGAAAUGGUUUGCCCAGUCACGUUAUCUAAAGGCUCACACAUUAAUUCACACUAGGAAGAAACCUUACAUGUGCGAGAUUUGUGGGAAAUCUUUUACUAUGAUAGGUGACUUCAAGAAACACACAUUAAUUCACACUGGAAAUAAACCUCACAAAUGUGAGCAUCAAACCACUACCUCGUUGGAUAGCGAGGCAGAAGUUUCUGUCACAGAACACAAUGACCAGUCUUCAUGUAAGGAAACUUGGAAAGAUUCAAAGAAGCCCUCUAAUGACAUAUGUAACACACAUAUGACAAAUGAUAGAGAGAAAACAAGUUAUUAUGGAACUUUGUCUAUAGCUGUUAAUGUCAGUGUCCAGGCUGAUCUACUUACUGCAAACAGAACUCACAGAUGUGGUAUUUGUGGCAAAUUGUUUGCUAGGUAUGGUGAUUUCAACAGACAUGUUUCCAUUCAUACUGGGAAAAGACUUCACAAAUGUGAUAUUUGUGAGAAAUGGUUUGCCCAGUCACGUUAUCUAAAGGCUCACACAUUAAUUCACACUAGGAAGAAACCUUACAUGUGCGAGAUUUGUGGGAAAUCUUUUAUUAUGAUAGGUGACUUCAAGAAACACACAUUAAUUCACACUGGAAAUAAACCUCACAAAUGUGAGAUUUGUGGGAAAUCUUUUACUAAGUUAGAUAAUCUCAAGCAACACUCAUUAAUUCACACUGGAAAGAAACCUCACAAAUGUGAGAUUUGUGGGAAAUGUUUUACUAGGUUAGGUGAUCUCAACCAACACUCAUUAAUUCACACUGGAAAGAAACCUCACAAAUGUGAGAUUUGUGGGAAAUAUUUUACUAUAUUAGGCAAUCUUAACAAACAUUUAUUAAUUCACACUGGAAAGAAACCUAACAAAUGUGAGAUUUGUGGGAAAUCUUUUACUAUGUUAGGUGAUCUCAAGAAACAUGUAUUAAUUCACACUGGAAAGAAACCUCACAAAUGUGAGAUCUGUGGGGAAUCUUUUGCUACAUCAGGUGAUCUCAAGACACAUGCAUUUCAACACACUGAAAGUGGACCUCACAAAUGUGGUAUCUGUGACAAAAGUUUCACUUACUUGAAUACUCUCAAGACACAUGCAUUACUUCAUGUCAGAAAGAAAAUGUAAGUAUGUGUUAGUUUAUGCAAAUAGGUUUUCGUGGUUGGUGCCCUCAAGGCCUAUAAAAUAAUGCAUGUACCAGGGGACAAUAAAUUGUACUUUCGGCGAAAUAACUUUAAAAUCUGGUAGAAUUGUGAAAAAAAAUCUUGUAAUGAUGUGUACUAUAGAGUGCUAACAGAUAAUGUGACAAAAAAUUCAUAUCUGUAGCUUCAGAUGUCAAGAAAUGGUAUUACCAAAUACUCAAGAAACAUGAAUCAAAUGUGUUUUUGUCAUUAGCACUGCUGCUUUUUCCUAUUGAUCUUGCGACAAGAAGAUUGUGAAUUGUGAUAAAUCCUUACAUUUGUCAGUAAUCAUAAGUAUCUUGCAAUAUUCAGUAUAAGGCCAAGGAAAUGUGAUGACUUGCUGCUUAAUAUUCCAAACAAAGUCAUCAUGUAGUACUUGUAACUGUAUUUUAGAAACAGUGACAGUAAAAAUAUAUUCAUGACACUUGCUUCAUUGAGGCUAGUAAACUCAAUACUGGAGAAACAUGAUUAUAACAAUUAUUUUACUCAGAUAUGGUCUGUUGGUACUAAUCCUGCAUUAGUAAACAUAACAACAAAUAUAAUAACCUGCUUAAUAGCAUAUUUGGCCAUCUUUGGAAUACAGUACUUUGACAAUUCUACAUGAUAUGGACUUGACACAUCAUUUACAUGUUUCUGGGUGUAUGUUGCACCAGUUGUAUUCCACACGUUUAGAUUAGCUAAAUGGUAUGGUCAAGACAUCAGUGUCAGUUCCCAUGCUACUCAGACCAUGCACAUGUGACAUGGACAAUUAUCCUGCUGAAAGAUGCCUCCACUAUGGGAGACCACACCAGAAAUGAAGGAAUCCAUGGAGUUGCAAUAAAUGUCAUGUAGUCUGCAACUGUCAUGAUGCCUUCUGUUGCUAACAGGUGUCCCACAGGAGCCAAAGUGACUGCCCCCAUAGCAUAAUGGGCCCUCUAUUUGGUGCCAUUCAUGAUAGCAUAUCUGGAUGUGCAACUGACCUGGUGUAACAGGAAAUGUCACCCAUCCUGACAGUUAACAUUUGAAUUGACCUUCACUCCAGCCUCAAUGAUCCCUUGCACACUGCAGUUGCAAGUGAACAUUUUGGUGGAUUGGUAUGGAAACACAGUGACCAUAUGUUCCAGAGCCACACAUUCAACAAUGUACAUUGAACUGUGGGUUCCAAAACGUGUAUGGCUGCCCCAGCGUUGUUUUCUGUCAUUAGAUAUGCCACAUUUUGCCACAUCUCCACCUUUACAGAGCAGGCAAGCUUCUGACCUCCAUACUUUGUGAAGAAGUAUAGAUGUAUUACAUCUUAUCAUAAUGUGAUGGACUUAUUACCUUUCAGCCACUUUCCUCAGAUGUUCACAACAGUAGCAUAGAUCCAUUGCACCAACUUCACCACUUUUGAGGUUCUAGUUCCCAACUGCAAUGCCACUUUAACUUGCCCUUUGCUAAAGUCAUUUACAUCAUUAAGUUUACAUGUUUGCAGCUCAUCUUACUGAUAGAACAAAAAGUGUAAAUCUAUGGUCUGCUUAUAUACUUUUAAUCUGCUUACUUCAUCAUGUGCAUACAACGUGGCAUUCAUUCUCCUCAUGAACAGUGUUCAUGACAUUUUUGCCCAUCAGUGCAUCUUCAUGUAAAUGGGUCAGAUGCGGAAAUGUGUAAUCUAAGAAAUUCAUCAUGUUUGGUUGCCAUUUACACUAGUGCACAAUAGCUAUGUUUUUUGUGAAAUAUUUUUGUUUCACAAAGCUCUGUACAUAAUUCAGAGAUAAUAUAGGUAAGUGUUAUCCAACAAAGCUCUUAAUUACUUGUUCAGCAUCUAAUACUGCGAAAGUU